This is a messenger RNA of Ornithorhynchus anatinus (platypus), 5652 nucleotides long. RefSeq names its product GLIS family zinc finger 2 (gene GLIS2). NCBI's taxonomy places the organism in Eukaryota, Metazoa, Chordata, Mammalia, Monotremata, Ornithorhynchidae. Gene Ontology annotation, cellular component: nucleus. Bases 71 to 1723 code for a protein of 550 amino acids. Gene Ontology annotation, molecular function: DNA-binding transcription factor activity, RNA polymerase II-specific; RNA polymerase II cis-regulatory region sequence-specific DNA binding. The transcript has 7 exons. The record is from RefSeq and is a predicted model, not a curated record. Gene Ontology annotation, biological process: regulation of transcription by RNA polymerase II; smoothened signaling pathway.
GUGGCCCAGCCUGAGGGAUGAGGCCCCCAGCCCAGGGCCCCAGUGGAUUUCCUUGUUGAGAAGAGGGAACAUGUGUGGAGGUCCUGCCCGGGAGCUCCCCUGCCUGCCCCUCCCCGGCCCCUCAACCACCGGCACCAUGCACUCCCUGGACGAGCCGCUGGACCUGAAGCUGAGCAUCACCAAGCUGCGGGCAGCUCGGGAGAAGCGUGAGCGGGUCCUGGGGGUCACCCGGCAUCGGGCCCUGCACCGCGACCUCAGCCUAAUCAACAACGGUCCAUCUCGGGCCUCGCCCAGUCCCCCGCCGGCAGGCUUCCUGCUGAACCCAAAGUUUCCUGACAAGGGGGAUGGGCGAUUCUCGGCCGCCCCGCUGGUGGAUCUGAGCCUGUCGCCCCCAUCAGGGCUGGACUCGCCUGGGGGUAGCACCUCCCUGUCCCCCGAGCGCCAGGGCAAUGGGGACCUGCCGCUGUCCGCUGCCCACGAUUUCCAGUCUCUGCGCUACAUCGACGGAGUCCCCAGCUCCUUCCAGUUCUUCUUGCCUCUCAACCCAGGGGGUGCCCUGCACCUGCCCUCUUCUUCCUUCCUCACCCCACCCAAGGAGAAGCGCCUCUCCCCGGAACUGUCUCUGCAGAAGCAGCUGGUCUGCCGCUGGGCCAAGUGUAACCAGCUCUUUGACUUGCUGCAAGACCUGGUGGAUCACGUGAACGACUUCCACGUCAAGCCCGAGAAGGACGCUGGCUACUGCUGCCACUGGGAGGGCUGCGCCCGCCACGGACGAGGCUUCAACGCCAGGUACAAGAUGCUGAUCCACAUCCGCACGCACACCAACGAGAAGCCGCACCGCUGCCCCACAUGCAACAAGAGCUUCUCUCGGCUCGAGAACCUCAAAAUCCACAACCGCUCUCACACAGGUGAGAAGCCGUACAUCUGCCCCUACGAGGGCUGCAACAAACGCUACUCCAACUCCAGUGACCGCUUCAAGCACACACGCACCCAUUACGUGGACAAACCCUACUACUGCAAGAUGCCCGGCUGCCACAAGCGCUACACGGACCCCAGCUCCCUGCGCAAGCACAUCAAGGCCCAUGGCCACUUCGUGUCCCACGAGCAGCAGGAGCUGCUGAAACUGCGCCCUCCCCCCAAGCCCCCCCUGCCCCCCGGCGACACGCCCUACGUCAGUGGAGCCCAGCUCAUCAUCCCCAACCCGGCCGCCCUCUUCGGGGGGCCCGGACUCCCCGGGCUGGGCGGCCCCCUGCCCCUGCCCCUGGCCCCCGCCCCCCUCGACCUCAGCGCCCUGGCCUGUGGCGGGGUGGGCUCCGGGGCCGCGGCGGCGGCGGCGGCCGCGGCGCUGACCGGCCUGCCCAGCCCUGUGCUGUCCCUGAACAGGGGGCCCCUGAACCUCGCCAAGAAUCCCCUGCUGCCCUCUCCCUUCGGGGCCGGUGGGCUGGGCCUCCCCGUGGUGUCUCUCGUCGCCGGCCGGCCCGAGGCCGAGAGGGGCCGUGGGGGCCGCAAGACUCCGGGGCCGGAGGGCCGCAGGGACUCGGCCGAGAGGACCGAGGGGGGAGGUCGGCCCCGGCCUGGCCCCGACGGGCUCCCCCUGCUCCCCGGGACCGUCCUGGACCUCUCCACGGGGGUGGGCUCUGGGUCCAGCCCCGAGGCGCUGCCCCCGGGCUGGGUGGUCAUCCCGCCGGGCUCCGUGCUGCUCAAACCGGCCGUGGUGAGCUGAGGCCCCGGGCCCUGGCCUCCCCCAGGCCCCAGGACAGCCCUGACGGCCGUUCCUCACGGCCCCCGCCUCGUCCCCCCCAACCUGACGAACGGAAACUCUCUGAGAAAUAGCAAUAAUGUCCCCCCGGGUCCUGCUACCAUCCCCUAAGUCCUCUUAGAGCCGGAGUUUCCUGGGCCCCAAGCGGGGCCCGCCCAUCUGGCCGGGGCCCGGUGCCUGUAGAAACGGCUCCCACUCUGCACCCUGAGCAGAGGGGCCAGGCAACUCUGGGCCUCCCGGAAACCAACUGGAGCCUCUCGAGCCUCAGGCCGGGGUUGGCUGGGCAGAGUUGCUGAGCUGCGUGGCUGGCCGGAGGUAGAACAGCUGGGCAGAGCGGUUAGGCUGAAUAGCCGAGCGGGCCUCCUAACCCUUGCUGGCCGGCGGCCCACCCAGGGCCCGGCCUGGCACUGGGAUGGGGCGGAAGCCCGUUCAGGCCCGGCUGGGGGCCUCCGGCCUCAGCCCUGGCGCUGCCGGGCAGCCCUUCCAACCCCAGCUAGGCCAGGCUCCUACUCCCUUGCCUCCCUGCCUCUCCCAGGGCCCUCGGUGCCAGCGGGCUUCCGUCCACCUCCCCUCUGCAGAGCGGCCUCCUUUCCUGACCCUGGCUGAGCCGACGCUCAGCCAGCAGUAAAGACUUGCGCCCAGGCCAGGCCUGCCCCGCUGCCUCCCAGUGCCAACCGACCCAGAGGAGGCAACAGCCGGUCAUGUUGCUCAUCGGUCCCGCUUCUUCCUCCCCCGCCUCUUAGAAGCCUGGCACGGACAGACCGUGCGGAAGCCUCCCUGUCCUGGAACCCCCAGGGGUGGGGUGGGGGGUGUCAGGCAGAGGGCAUGGAGGGCAGCUGGUCUCGGCCAGCACCGUCUCCCGAGCCUCAGACCUGCUGCCGCCACCUCCCGCCCCAUCCUCCGACCCGCUGCUUUAACUGGGUGGCUGCCACGUGGUCCAGAGCCCUGAGAGCAGUGCCCCCUGCUCCCUCCCAGAGCCUGGCACCAGUGCCAUCUCCGAGCCAGGGAGGAGACUUCCCGGGGCAGAGGAGUGACGGGAAGUGGCCGGGGUCACGGGCUCUCGGGACUCUGGGGUGCGGGGACCACCCGGACCCCUCUCCCUCGAAUCCGUCUUCCUGGGCAGAGAGGGAGAGCCAGACAGACGUCCCCCUGGCAGUGCCAUGGAGAGAAUCAGACCUUCCUUUUCCCCCUCUUGCUUGCAGUGACAAGGCUCCUCCCCCUGCCCUGGGGAGGGCUGCUCCCUCUUGCCCCCUCCCCCCACUCUGUUAAUCACUCGCUGAGAAGGGAGAGAGAAAUGUCGUUUGCAACUUAGCCAUACAGUAACCUGGAGGGUCCACGUGUCCAAGUCGAGCGGUCCUGUGCCCAGAACAGCAGCAGGCUCCCUCUUUUUCCUGGCUGAACGGAAACCUGGAACGGCGGAGGGGUGAGGCUGAGGACGGGGGCAGAGCUGCGGAGGGGAGUCCCGGUGGCCCGGGCCUGGCCGGCUCCCUCAGGCCCCUCGGCCCCGACAGCGGCAGUAGGAGCGGGAGCCGAGGGGGCAGGGCUGAGUGACCACCACGCAGGCCAUUGAAGGCAGAAGUCUCCAAAUCCAGUUCUUCUUCCAGUGCUCAUCCCCCUUUAGCUGAACCAGGGAGGUCAGGGGGAGCAGUGCUCCCAGGCCCUUCCGGCUGGCCCAACCCCCACAUCCCCACCCUGAGGCCCAAGCAAAGGGGCAAAUAUCUACCCCGAUCCACCCACCCCGGUCUAGGUCGCCCUUAGAGACAGACCCUGUACUGCAUCCACCCUCCCCUAGGCAGAGUCCGGAAACGGGGCACCUUCUUUCCAGCCUCAGCAACCCUGCAGCCUCCAUUUUCUUCCCAAUGGGAUCAAAUGAAAGAGGGCCAAAUCCCAACUUUGCCCCAGAGCUGAGGAAAACCCAGCCUGGCCAGCCGCCUGGCUGCCCCCACAAAGGGCCAGGUUUGAGCAGAUGGUGCCGGGGCAGCUGAGGCACGCCAGCCAGUGGUGCUGCCAGGUGAACAGCCCGAAAAUCACCCCACUAAAAGCCAGAGCUCUACAUGACACCAUUUGAGUUCUAUUAUAGCACCCUAUUCAUAUCCUGAAAAAUUCAGGGAAAGUCAAGAUAGUGCAGGAAUUCAGGCUGAAACCAGCCAAAAGUUGAGGAUGGGGUCUCAGGCUCCCAUGAGAACCUCACUGUGAGGGGUGGACCAGUUCCAGCCACGACCGAUGAUUGCAGGGCCCCGGAGCCGGGCCAACGGUGGCCAUCCGUGGCUGGUGUGGGCACUCUCGCUCUCCUCAACCGGGGUGGAGGGCUGCCCCUCUCACUUGUGGCCAUCAGUCCCGGGGCCGGGGUGAACACUAUCCUGUGCUGGGGCAGAAAAAGCGUCCCAUUAGCUGCUCUGUGGUCCACUGUGCUGUUUUGUGCAGGUCCCCAAGUGGAAGGAAAAGAGUUGGGAAGAAAAGUUUGGAAAUUGGGUGGAAGGAGGGACAGGAUGGAGGCAGAAACCUAGAACAGACCGCAAGCCUUCCCGGGGUGGAGGAUAAGGGGUCCCUUCUCAGGGUAGGGUGGGACCCGUGGUCGCCGCUGCCUUGAGGGUUAUAGUGGGUCAGGAACGAGCUUCCAUGGGCAGUUGAGGGAUGAUGUUGGGUAGACUCUGUCCUGGCCUUCCCCAGGAACUCCACCUUGAGUACACUCUACUCACCUAAGCCUUUCCCUCUCCCCUGUCCCAGACACCACAGUUCUUCUACUUUAGAGCCUUCAGCCAGAGAAAAAAGGGAUACUGUAUGUUCGUCAUUGUCGUUUUCUCCACAUAUGCAGGAAAGUCAGGGAUCCGGCCUAUUGUAGAGCCACCUUUUGGGAGCGGGGGCCCAGUGACCUGAAGGGUCCAGUGUGUUCUCCGAGCUAAGGGCAGGCCCGGACUGCAGGUGUGGAAAAGCUAAGUGUAUGACUGGCGGCAGGCUGGCAGGGCACUCCCGGCCCCAUGGUGGGAGGGGAGACCCUUUUAGCCCUCCCGCUUUGCUGUAGGCGCUGCUUUCCCUUCUGUCCCCUGCCAGGAGAGACAGCUGGACAGCUUCCCUCCUUUGGAGGGAACAUUCGUGGACCGCCCUUCUCCCAUUGAAAGGGCCCUUACCUCUCAACUGCUCCCCUUGUUGGGGGAGCACCGGCUUCCCCCUUCCCACAGGAGGAGGGGGUCCUUUCCACCUUCGGACCGCCCUUCCAUCGUGGAGGGGUCACUCAGUCUUGCCCCCAGCCCCAACCGGGCCUCCAUAGGGCUUCGGCACCCACCCCCUGCCCCAGGGUCCUCGUUUUUCCUUCCAUCCCGGUGGCUGCGGGGUCUCCUCCUCUGUAAGGGGGGGAUUGAAGCCAGAGGGAGCUGGUCUCCCUUCCUACCUCCCUCCCAGCCCCGGGAGACACCCUGGAUGGAGGAGCCCAGCCCCCAGCCGAAAGGCCAGCGCGGUGCUAGCCUGCCUACAGUGCCGGGCCUUGGGGUCCCUCCUCUGUGCCCGGUAGGAGUGGCCCGCCUUGGUCAGUCGGGGAGGGAGGGAGGCGAUGAGGGAGUGGACUUUAAGACCCAAGCCCCCGGAAAAGGGCACCCCAGGUCUCAAAUGGUUAACAUUAGCGCAGCAUGUGAUUUGGUGAUAGACUAGGCUUUUAAGGGCCGGUGUACUUUUUUUUUUUUGUCGUCGUCGGUUUGUUGUUGCACAUUCCAGGAUAUCAGUAUUUUAACAGUUUCUAAGUGCCUUUCUAUUGUAGCUUAUGUUUUUCCUCCUCUUGGCUCCAUUGCUGUUAGCAUAGAGUUAAAAACAAAAAAAGAGAUAAGCUAAUGACUAUAACAAUAUAUUCCUCCAUGUGAGAGGAAGUUUAUAAAGAAACAAUAAAAGUGAGUUGCAAAGAC